UUUCCUAAAACUAUGGCUCUUGUGCAACCGUACCUUCCAAAUCUCAAGGUCGAGCAUAUCUCCAAUCCUGCGGUCGAUAGAGUGCUUGCCGAAUUAAGCGACUGGGUCACCUACUCCGCACAAUUUACAACGGACCUGGAGAACCUACAGAGAUGUGUGGAUAAAGACUUUGCCCAAGUCGUACAACCUCUACUUGACGCACUUGGCCUUCCCGAGAAGGUAUGAAACGAGUUCAGCCAUAUAUUGCUAAUCAAGUUCUAACACAAAGGUAUCGAUGAAGUUAAAAAAUCAGCGCUGGGGUUGUGGCAUAUUUCGCACUGGCCCUGGGCGAGCACAACUCCGUAAUUCAGCCGACACA
Molecule: messenger RNA, 358 nt
Organism: Aspergillus glaucus CBS 516.65
Lineage: Eukaryota; Fungi; Ascomycota; Eurotiomycetes; Eurotiales; Aspergillaceae
Exons: 1
Coding region: 13-225 (70 amino acids)
Source: RefSeq, a predicted model, not a curated record